Messenger RNA from Dreissena polymorpha, 3643 nucleotides. RefSeq lists its product as uncharacterized. The record is from RefSeq and is a predicted model, not a curated record. NCBI's taxonomy places the organism in Eukaryota, Metazoa, Mollusca, Bivalvia, Myida, Dreissenidae. Bases 36 to 950 code for a protein of 304 amino acids. The transcript is spliced from 10 exons.
AUAGCCCGCAUGGUGACGUCUCCUUCCACUCCUGCAUGCCUCCCAACCCAGGCCCAGUCAAAACAAGUUCCAGCGAUUUUUUCCUUCUUUAUAAAAUGUCCAGGAAGCUCAUUAUAACAUUUCUGGUGAUUUUGUGUGCACAAGCUAUCGGCUGGACUCAAAGCAUACACAUCAGAGUGUCCAAGUUCUCUCAAUUGGGUGACCCUGUUCUAAUAACAUUCAUUUGGGACAACACAACAUCUGCAAUAGAUGUAUUUCAUAGGUCUGACCACAAAAAGAUUGCUGUGUGCAGUAUAAAGUUUGAUUCCGAAACAAGGUGCAGUCUAACAAAAGACGAACUAUCCAAGGACUAUGCUGUUUUUGGAGAGCUUAAAAGAACAUACCUUGUGAUUGAAGAAAUGAAAGAAGAAUUAGAAGGACUUUAUUUAUUUCAAGACGCACAUAAUAAAAUAAUUAAUUUCAACAUCACUGUACAACCACAUUUACCAAAUUUCACGGCACAACCUAAGUUCACGGCGCAACCAAAUUCCACGGCAAGAGGGGAGACAAAAGACAAUAGAAGUGCUUGGCAUACAUACAAUGACAAAAGUGCGGAAUUGUGGAAAACCAUAGCAAUCAUCAUGUUGGUCAUCCUGGUGGUCGUCCUUGUAGGAGGAGGGCGCUACAUCACAACACUGAAGAAGCAGAUAGAAGCAACUCAGAGGGCAGCAAGCAUUUUGACUUCAAGGAAUCUGACUCAAUGGCUUGGGACGGGUAUCCAAGAGUCAAGCUGUGGUCUUGGGACAAUGACUACCUCGCAGAACACAAGGAAAAAUGAUGUUUAUCUAGAGCCUGAUGCAAGUAAAGAGACUGACGAGGCAGAUGAGAAAUUUAGCCUCCUGGAAUCAAACAAAGAUGCUGAUCAUGCUGUAUCAUUAAAAGCAGGGGGGGACCCAGAUUUGGCUGUGUGACGUGAAGGAGAACAUGAGGAGCAAGAAGAUCAGGUGCGGUAGACAAAAUCAAGCCAAAUCACAUCAAUAGGGAAUUAAGCAACUUUUUGACUCAAGGCAAUUUUCACCGUUUUGGACUAUUGUGUUUGCUACUUGUAUGGAUACCUUUGUGUCAGCUUUGGGUAGAGUUAUGAGUAUGUACUUGGACAUGAUAACAUUUGCAUUAUUGUUUUCAAAUUUGUGUUUUAUGGAAAUAAAUAUUGUCACUUUCUUGUAUCAUACUUCUACCAUACUUCGCUUGUCAUUUUUUGAUAGAAAUACGCAUACCAUAUGCAUUAGUCCUGUGUUGUGUGUGCCUUAAAUAAAUGUCUUCCAGCUUUGCAAACAUAAAAAAGUAAUAAUAAAGUGGUUUCAAACACAGUCUCAUAUAGAUUACACAGAAUGUUAACCAUUUAAAGUUCAAUAAUUAGCCAAAUAACAACAGUGUAUUUUUUAGGGAAUAAAUAAGUAAACCAGAUUUUCAAUGAAUUUGAUUUGAAAAUCCUUGUUAGAUUGGUUAGGGCAGGUGGCUGCAUCAACAGGGUCUCUGCAGAUCUAGCAUGGGGUUUGUUUUGGAACAAAUUGCAUCAAGGUCAGUCUUACUCAAAAACAGAAAAACUGUUUGAAGCUGAAUAACUUAGGUAAGUUAAAAUCAAAGUUUUGUGCUGAAGGUUUGUGUAUUUGAAUUUAACAUGCAGACCUAUCUUGAGAUUGCAUAAUUAUAUAAAUUUAAAUAUAACUUAAAUUAUGGAAACCUGGUUUUAUGGCAAUGCCAUGUUGCAUGAGUUUGCUUUUAUAGAUGUUUGUGCGUAAAGUGAAUUUAGGGACAACUUUGCUCUGUAGACAUGUAUCUAGUUAUUACUUAGUGUUUAUUCAAUAAUAUCUUUAUUAUUUAAGACCUGUUUCAUAACAUUUCCCUGUUAAUGUUUUGAUAUAUGGGGUUAUUUCACAAGAAAAAAAGGAAGGGAGAACGCUGAAUAAUAAUUACAUAGAUGGCUUAACAAUUUGAACAUUUAAUUGACAACUUUAUAUAUAAUUGAUUUGUUUGGUAAUGUGUAAAUAAUUAAAGUCAUAUAAGAUGUUUCAUUUGGCUACAAUGCUUUGUACUUUAUCACAUAUUAGGAUCCUUUAGAGACAUAUUUAUAUAAUUUCAAAUGGAGUUUUGAAACUGUUCUUAAUGAUAAGUGAAUUUUAUGAAAACAUCAUGAAAUGAUGGUGUUGUAAAUGCGAUAACAACGGUUUUGUAUGGAAGAGGUUUAUGUAGAAUUUUUAUGUCCCCCACCACUUUAGUGGGGGACAUAUUGUUUUUUGUCCUGUCUGUCGGUUGGUUGGUUGGUUUGUGUGUUUGCCCAAACUUAAACAUUUUGCCAUAACUUUUGCAAUAUUGAAGUUAGCAAUUGAACUUCAUAUUUGGCAUGCAUGUGUAUCUCAUGGAGCUGCACAUUUUGAGUGGUGAAAGGUCAAGGUCAUCCCUCAAGGUCAAAGAUAAAGCUUCAAAGCAGCGCAGAAGGAAACAUAGUGUUUCUGACAAACACAUAUCUUGUGCUUACUCAUUUUUGUUGUUAUUUAUUUAUAAAGUUUUAUGGUUAUUAAGUUGGAAUGAAAUAAACAUUCCUUUGAAAUUUAAAGGUACAUUAUUAUAAGCAGAUAUUUCUACAAAUGGUAUACAUAAAAUGCCAAUGCAUUUGUAGAUCAACAUUCAAAUGUAGCAUAGACAUUUUAGGUACCAUUUAUACAUGUAUAUAGGAUCUGGCACGAGUUGUCAUAACAUACCAUAUUUUAUUAAAGGAGUUCAGGAAUUUUGUUAGUAAGCAAGAUUUUGGCGAGCUUACUAACAAAUUUCCUGGACGAGUUUAAUAAAAUAUGGUAUUAUAUGACGAGUGUCAGAUCUUUUUUAUCACAUGCUUUUAAAUGAGCAAAUUAAAUAAAUGUUUACGCAUACAUGAAGAUAAAUCCCAAAUGUUGUUAACAUUUCGUGACGUAUUUGACGUUGCAAUGUCAUUUCAGCAAAAUAACAAAGUGCGAUUGGUCAAUAAACGAAAACUAAGCCAAUGAAAAACGCUUUUAAAUGUUGUAUUACACAUGUCUUAUAUAAAAAAAUGUGUAAUGGUUUUAUUGCACAGGAAACAGGGUAUAGCAUGUAAUAAAAAUAUAUUUUUUCAUACAGAUGAAUAAAAAGACUGAAGUUUCAGUGGUGCAGUACCAUUGGAAACUUUAGAGUUGAUUUAUGAUAGGGAAUUGAAUAUAACAAAUAUAUGUACAAAAACGUUUUAAAAAAGUUUCGUGAAGUUUUUGUUCAGCACAUAUAAUGUUGACGUUUACUAUUAAUUUAUUAAAACAGUUUCAGAAAGACAAUGAAAGUUUAAGUGUCCAUGUACUUGAAAGUGCACAUGGUAUUAUGAAAUCAUGGUUAUAUGCUGAUUAUUUACAGUUGUUUACAUUGAUUUGUGAUAUCAAUCAUUUUGAUGAAGAAUCGUGUAUAGGAUUCCAUUCAAUAUAAAGCUUUAAUUGGACAUCAGUAUUGCCUCCAUAAUUAUUGAGCAUUAAUAACAAUAAAUUGUUUGUCAGUAGUAUUUAAAUUUAUGUGUUCACAUACAAAUAUUUGUUAAUAUGUUUCAUAACGCAUAUAUCAAUACUUGUGAAUUUCAUUGGUCAAUAUCACAUAAAUAAAUUAA